CAUUCUAUAGGUUUUGUUUACAGCACUCGGGUGAAAAAAUGGCGCCCAAGGGAAAGAAAACCAAUAGCCCUACUAGCGACAGCGACGAGGACGAAACCUUCUAUUACCGGUAUCCCUCCGCCCCCUCUUCUGACCCGUCGCUGCCGUCGUCUUCACAGUCGCACUUCUCAUCGCAAUCGCACUCACACUCACACUCUUCCACUAAGUCUGGCGGUGGUUCUGGAGGUUUGGUUCCUUCGAAGUCUACUCUCUAUGUUUCCAAUUUCGACUAUUCACUCACUAAUUCCGACCUCCACACUCUCUUCUCCAACUUUGGUAAGAUCGCUCGUGUUACGGUGUUGAAAGAUCGACAGACUCGCAAGUCUCGCGGCGUUGCCUUCGUCCAGUUUAUUUCUCAGGACGACGCGGUGAAGGCCGCGAAACAGAUGCACGGGAAGAUUUUGAAUGGCCGUGUUCUUAAGGCUGCUAUAGCGACUGAUAAUGGUCGUGCCGCUGAGUUUAUAAGGAAGAGGGUUUAUAAGGAUAAGAGUAGGUGCUACGAGUGCGGCGCAAUUGAUGGGCAUUUGUCUUAUGAAUGCCCUAAAAAUCAAUUGGGGCCAAGGGAGCGACCAGAACCGAAGCGGGUAAGAAGGGGUGGAGUUGGUGCUAGGCACGAGGAGGAUUGGGGAUCGGAUGUUGGAGAAGGGUUUGAGGAUGACAAUUGGGCCUCGGUGGUGGACGGAGAUGCAGACCAGAGACUCCUGACUGGCGGUGAGAACAUUGUAGAGAAGAAAAAAGAGAAGAAAGCAAGUUAUUUCAGUGACGAGAGCGACGAAGAUGAUUAACUGAGCCUGUCUCUUUGGGAAGAGUUUGUAAAAGGCUACAUUAAGAUAUAUCAAGGUUGGAGACCAAAGUUGAGAGGCUAAAGUCGGUAGUACAAGUUAAAGAUAGGGAGAUUGCAACAGUUACACGAAUAGAAGCCAAAGCAAGUAAGAACUCAACAAAUACAUGAGAUGAAGAAGAAAGAAAAGGAGUACAUCAAAUUGCAGGUGAGAACCUACAGGGUAUAGGAAUACCUACA
Cucumis sativus (cucumber) is the source of this 1060-nucleotide messenger RNA. RefSeq names its product U11/U12 small nuclear ribonucleoprotein 31 kDa protein-like. Gene Ontology annotation, cellular component: U12-type spliceosomal complex. The transcript has 5 exons. Gene Ontology annotation, biological process: mRNA splicing, via spliceosome. Bases 39 to 824 code for a protein of 261 amino acids. The record is from RefSeq and is a predicted model, not a curated record. Gene Ontology annotation, molecular function: RNA binding. Lineage: Eukaryota; Viridiplantae; Streptophyta; Magnoliopsida; Cucurbitales; Cucurbitaceae.